Messenger RNA from Plasmopara halstedii, 777 nucleotides. RefSeq lists its product as uncharacterized. NCBI's taxonomy places the organism in Eukaryota, Oomycota, Peronosporomycetes, Peronosporales, Peronosporaceae. The coding region runs from base 1 to 777 and encodes 258 amino acids. The transcript has a single exon. The record is from RefSeq and is a predicted model, not a curated record.
AUGGUGUCUCGCAAAUUUAAUAUUAAAUUUUUUAAGGAUGAAUUAAAUAUGUCAACAAAAAUAACAUUAACUGUUGCUGUAGUAUCAAUGCUACUGACUGCAUGCUCUGCAUUCAACGGCGGUAGUGAACUAUUGUCGGACAAGAAAAACAGUGAUUCUUUUAUUAAUUCAAAAGUAAUAGACGGAGAAACAAAAGUCUCUUCUUUAUCCAGUAUUAUUGGGAAAAAAGAUGAAUCCCGGUCGGCUUUAAAGAAAACAUUCCCAGAUGGUAAGCUUUCGGUUGCUUCAUAUACAGGUUUUUUGAACGGCAUCACCGGAACUUAUGCACAUAGAGUUCUUUCAGUUGUCUAUGGUCCUGAUAAUGUUGUCAUUAAUCAUGGUAUCUUUAUAAAAGAUUUGCAUAAUUCUAAUAAAUAUAAUCUUGAUUAUAUUAGUGCUCGUAAUUUGGCAUUUACAGAAUUAGAGAAAGGUAGUGAUAAAACAAAAGUCAUCAAUUUAUUAGGUAAUCCUGAUGGUGUGACGUUCACAGAUGAUGGUCACCUUCUGCUUAUCUAUUCUAAAACAGAUAUUUCAAGAGAUGCCUCAUCUUAUAUUCCUGUGGUUAACAUGAUAAGCGGGACAGAGUCUGGCGUAUCUGAAAGACUCUAUAUUGAGAUGAGUAAAAAUGGAAAAGUGGAAAAUGUUAUUUCAGCUACUGUGCAAAUUGUUCAGGGAAGAGGUAUAGGUAAUGCAGAUAGUUAUAUUGAGAAAUACGAAAACAUUCAAACUAAGUUCUAA